UCUUUAACUUCUCUCUGACUGAGCACACACACACACACACACUCUCUCUCUCACACACACACAGGACUCCCUCUCAGCCCUGCACAUGCGAGAAGAACAGCAAACUGUGCUCAUCCGAUUACAUAAUGACCCAGUAACAGUGAGCCAGAACCGGUACUGCCAGUGCCAGUGUGCUGGGAGACACUGACUGACCGCUGGUUAGACCUCAGCCGGGCCUCUCUUCUCCUGACGGCGUCUCACGUUUGUUUUUUUCUUUUCUUUUCUUUUCUUUUCUUUUUUAAUAGCAACAAAAAAAAAAGAGUAUGAGAUGACAGCGACGUAGAGGGACCGGCAAAGAAAAAGCAAUGUGAUGUCCAAGUUCUCCAGCUGUCAGCAAGUGCGCGUUGAGCGUCCUCUCCUUUUUGUUUUGUUUUUUUUUGCCAGCCUUCUUUUGUCACUUUCUGUCUUUUUCACAUGUCUGCAGCACAGCGAGGCUGAUCGAACCGUGACGUUUUCAAAGUGAACUCCUGUUACAAGUCAGCAGAAAGCGCCAGCCAUGACCUCAGCCACUCCACCCUCCUCUGAGGGCUCCUCCCCUCAGAAAGUGUGCCACUCCCAGACGCAGACCGACAUCACCAAGCCCCUGCUGGGCUCCACGGGGGGGACUGGAGGUGCUGGUGCAGGUGGAGGAGGAGGAGGAGGAGCGGUGGCUGGAGGGCCCAAUGCUCUGCGACGGAGGCGCCGCGUCCUCUCCAAAGACGGACGGAGCAAUGUGCGCAUCGAGCACGUAAGCGGACGAGGGGCGCUGUACCUCCGCGACCUCUGGACGACGUUCCUGGACAUGCAAUGGCGCUACAAGUUCUUCCUGUUCUCUGCCACCUUCGCUGGGACCUGGUUCGUGUUUGGUGUGCUUUGGUACCUGGUGGCAAUGGUGCAUGGAGACCUGCUGGAGUUCGACCCCCCCUCCAACCAUACCCCAUGUGUAAUGGAGGUGAAGACCCUGACAGGAGCCUUCCUCUUCUCUCUCGAGUCUCAGACCACAAUUGGCUACGGCUUCCGGUGCAUCACCGAGGAGUGUCCCGCCGCCAUCGUCCUGCUCAUCUUUCAGCUGGUCAUCACCAUGGUGAUGGAGAUCUUCAUCACGGGAACCUUCCUCGCUAAGGUCGCUCGUCCCAAGAAGAGAGGUGAGACGGUGAAGUUCAGUCAACACGCGGUUGUGUCAAAUCACGAGGGUCGGCCCUGCCUCAUGAUCCGAGUGGCCAACAUGCGCAAAAGCCUGCUGUUGGGAUGCCAGGUGACGGGGAAGUUGCUUCAGACGUCCCUGACGAAGGAGGGCGAGACGGUGCGGCUGGACCAGCGCAACGUGCCUUUCCAGGUGGACACGUCCAGCGACAGCCCUUUCCUCAUCAUCCCCCUGACUUUCUACCACACCAUUGAUGAAAACAGCCCCCUCAGGGCCUGGGCGGCAAAAGGUGGUGGCUGGACCGACCCAGAGCUGGCCGACUUUGAGCUGCUGGUGAUCAUGAGCGCCACGGUUGAGCCGACCUCGGCCACCUGCCAGGUCCGGACGUCCUACCUCCCAGACGAGAUCCUCUGGGGCUACGAGUUUCCCCCCGUCGUCUCCCUGUCGCCCUCUGGAAAAUAUGUGGCCGAUUUCGCCUUCUUCGACAAGGUGGCCAAAACCAAAACCCCGCCCCUCUUCAAGCAGUCCCUGCCACCGAGCCCGCCGUCGCAGGCGUCACGUUACAAGGGUGGCAAGGAGGACGGGAAGGACCCCGAGAAGAUGCGACUAGAAGAGACCUACAGGGGGGAGGAGAAGGGGCGAGAAAGGGGACGCAUGAGAGAUAGCAGCCCGCUGAGUGUGCGUAUUAGUAACGUGUGAGGGAAGACAGAGAGACAGGAAGCGGUUGUGGAAAGUUGAUGUGAAACUGAGAUACGGUAAAGCGAGAGGAAAGAAAGAAAAAAAAACAACAAACAAGCUGCUCAACAGUCACUUAGGUAACACAGCUCCCUCACUUGUACAUGAAACACUCACAAUACGCAUAUAUGUACUGUGGAAAGUUGAACACCUUGGCCCCCUUAACCACACACACAGACACGCCGCCAAGGUGCUACUGUAACCACAAGUCUGUAGAGGACACACUUGAGGAUAUUUGUGCCUGCAACCAACCCUCGGAGAGAGCAAGUCACAGGCUCAACAUGUACAAAUGUACAGCACCAAAUCAAGUCAUCCAUGUUCUAUACUUACCCGUGUUUGUAUUUUUUGGAAAGAACUUGGUUUGAUAACUGGAGGAUACUCAACGCUGCAAAAAAAUCUCCACCCGUCAGGUAAUUUCCAGUAUGUGUAAUUAAGCCCAGUGGGGCCAGAAAUAACUCCACCUGCUUCCAGUAGAAAUCAACAUGCGUGAAGAGUUUUCGCUAAAUGAGUGACUCAUUUAAAUGUGUCUCAGUAUACUGGUACUGACCAGGAUGUUUAAAAAGGAAAUAUCGAUAUUAUGUUUAAUGAUACAGAUCUGUUUCCAUACUCACUUCGUCUUAGCUUCCAAAAACAAUGGCUAAAGAGUGCAAUGUGUUAACUAUUGUUUUCUUGUGACAGCCCUAGUCUCUCUCUUGAACCAGGCAACGAUAGGAAAAGUCUGAUUUCAGAAAAUAGAAAAUGCUGGUAUCUAUUGGAAGCAGGUUAAAAUAUUCUCACCAUACUUCCCGUCCAAUUUUAGGAAAGUAAGAACCCGGUUAUAGGCAAACUAACCUAGCGAGAGGAUUUUUGCAGUGUACUUGAAGGUCUGACAUGUUAAUCACUGAAUCAGAGUACUGUCUUUUUUUCUCCUUUUGUUUUUAAAUUAAUAAAAUACCUGCAACAGGUGGCGAAAAUACUGGAACCAUAUUUUUUUAACAAAGUUUUUAAAGGAAUGUAUCAUAUUAUUAUGUACCCAGUAGUUUCUAACAACCUCGUUAUGUGCUGCGCUCCGAAAACAUUGCGGCAUCUGGUAUGAAUGUUCUUUUUCUCGUUGACUGGGCUAAAUGUCUUUCGUAAUAUUACUAAACGCACUUUAACUUGAAAGAAAAGCGGCAUUUCACACACAAGGGGAAUAACUGAACUAACUUUAAUGCACUGUAAUACAUGAUUUGAACAUUUUGUAGUUAUGUUUGGGGCUUGUGAUGCGUUUUUCAUGCUUGAAAAUGGGUACUGUUGUGAGUGUGAUAACACGGUUUGUAUGAACUUUUUUGUGAACUGCCUUACAUUUCAUGUACAGUAUGUGCGUGUGUGUCAAUGUACCUCUGUACAGUGUAUAAACAUAUUUUUCCUACAUUCUUCAUUUCUAUAUAUACUGACAUCUGACACACAACUCCACAUUUUAAAUAUACCAUAUUAACUGUUCUUAAUGCACAAUGUUAUAUCUGUAAUGUACAGUCCACUCAUCUUUUUACUGCUGUAAUAUUUUUAUUUUUUUUUAUAUAUGGUGGUAAUGAAAGUACCUGUGGAUUCUGCCAAUGUGUCUAAUCACCUGCCUCCUUGUAUUAGAUGAGCACAUAUAUUUGGCUAAAAUGACAUUUUACUCUCUAUAGAAAUGGCGACAGACGCAUCAAAAUUUAAUCAUAUUAUGGUACCUGUUCAAAGGGACUAAUUAAGCUCCUUAAUGUUAGUGUUAAAAAAAACAACAUUUAAAUUUUAAGUAAAUUAAUCAGGAAUUCAUCAAAAACAAUUUAAAGAUAUAUAUUUAUAUAAAUAUAUAAAGAUAGAGAUAGAUUGAAUCCUUUUCUUUAUUUCAAGGCUUAUUUGUUUGAAUGGCCACAAAGCAUGGUAUAAAAAAUGUAAUAUAUGAUAUACGUGAUGAUUUGUUACAAAUUUGUGAUCUUGAUAAUAACUUUGAGAUUAAGUGCCAUGGUUCAAAUGAAGUCCUUAUCUGCUCCAGAUGAGCCCUUUGAGAACAUUUAUUAUGUUUCUGUUUCACAGUUUCACUGUCUGGUGAGUGGUUCUGCUUUUUUUAUACUGUACAGCCUGCUUUAUAUUGAUCAUGGUACUCAAAGCUCAUCGGUCUAACUUUUUAAGUAAGCACUUUUUAAGUGGCUCUUUUAAUAAAUGAAUUAUUUACAACACGUCUGUCUGUGUUUUCCAUUUAAAGUAAAUGGUUCCUGUUUUAACUGCUUCCACAGGCGAAUGAUACAGGUGAAAGACUGAGGACUUAUGGAGUAUUUUAUAUUAUUGAGCUUUUAAUUGCAAUAAUUUCACUGAAAGGAGUUCAUGUUUGUGUGUCGGUGGCCAGCCUGGACAAAAGGACGUAAAACGAAUUAAGAUUGUUGUAGAUUAAAACUACAAUUUAUAAAACAAGAAGAUUUCCAUAUUAUCACUGAACUGGCACCUUUUUAUCCAGUGUUAACCUAGCUAGACUUAGCCUAAAAAUGGCAGUUUAAAUAUCACAGUAACUAGCAUUUAGCUAAUAACAGUAGCCUAAUGUUAGCUGAAUGCUAAGUUAGCUACUACUAGCUAAAAGCUACUGGAGUUGCAUUGCAGUUGUAACAGGGAUAGCUGUUAAAAAGCUGUGCUAGCAUGUGAGACUUCAUUUUAGAGAAGCGAAUUCUUAAGAUAUGGCCAGAAUUUUAGUUUACUUAGGUUAACACACUAACCAGUUAGCCAAAGUCCAUCCUUAUUAAAUUGUCCGGAUGUUCAAAUUCUGGCCAUAUUGUACAAAUAUACCCUUUAAUGCUAUGAAUAAAGUUAAUUAAAUUGGUCAAGAGCAGUUUUAAUAAAACCUAUUUUCAUAUAUAAUGAGAGACACAAAUAAUAAUCCAGUUAAAUGUAAUAUUAGUGAAAGUUGGGCUAUCAAUAAAAAACACAGAUUACACCUUUAGUUUCAACUGUUGGUUUAUAUCGGUCAUUAUCACGGUCAGUGCCGGAUAACGGCUGUGAGGGGCGGGCAGGUGCGCACGGGCGGACCGAGGGGGCAAAAAUGGCGGCUGCCGGAUGUCGGGUGGUGUUCAAGAGAGGCAGGAGAAAAAGAAAGAAAACGGCAGCAGCGGACAUGGCCCAGGACCCCUCUCCAGAUGGGAUUUUCAAACCACACCUCCAACAUAUCUGGGAACACCAGUUAAGCUGUCACAGCGGUGACUGAGAGUUGAGCCUCUGCUGCUGUCUGCAACUGCCAUUUUCUCCUCGCCAGCUCUCCCCGGGAUUGAAAUGUAACUGGUCUGGCUGUAGUUUCCGUUGAUUCAGAAUCCCCAGUGAUGAUGUCAUCUGCAGGUGGCCGCACCAGUCAACUACAUGCACAGCUUUGUUUCCUGUCAACAAGUUCAUAUUCAGUUACAUUACUUGCAAAGAAUUGUGAGGAUUGACAAUGCUCCUUCUUCUGAGUUGUUGGAUUAUUGCAGG
Molecule: messenger RNA, 5347 nt
Organism: Acanthopagrus latus (yellowfin seabream)
Lineage: Eukaryota; Metazoa; Chordata; Actinopteri; Spariformes; Sparidae
Gene: kcnj10a
Product: potassium inwardly rectifying channel subfamily J member 10a
Exons: 9
Coding region: 536-1861 (441 amino acids)
Biological process (GO): regulation of monoatomic ion transmembrane transport; potassium ion import across plasma membrane
Cellular component (GO): plasma membrane
Molecular function (GO): inward rectifier potassium channel activity
Source: RefSeq, a predicted model, not a curated record